UGCUCUUCUGUCCCGUCUCUGCUGCUUAUCCCGGGAGCGCGGCGUGGCUGGGUCCGUGCUGCUGCUGCUGCCUGAGCUCCGGUUACCAUGGUGGAGACUCCCGGCACCGGACUACCCCCGGGGCUGGACCUCAUCCCGUUGGACCGCUACCAACCGAACCGGGCCAAAGUGUGCGCCAGCGUGCGGUGGCUGAUCCAGAGAGCGCACGGCGGAGCAGAGCCUGUCCCGGAGGAGCUGCAGGACCCUCUGUACACAGACCAGUACGGACAGGAGCACCUAAAGCCCGCCCUGUCGCAGCUGCUCCUGUCGCCGCACCUGUACGCCCGAGCGGCCCGGGGGCAACAGGGGGCGCCGGGGGGACAGGGCGGGGACCCGGGGGACACUCCAGCCCUGCUCCAGCUCCUCACGAAGAAGGGCAUCAGUGUGAAGACAGAGGAGGGACAGGUCACGGACAAGGAUCUCAGCCAUGCUCCCAUCAAACUGAAGGCGCACAUGGCCCUGGUGGACGGCCUCAUGGCGCUGGCCGCUCAGGACACUCUGGACCAGGUCAAGAUGGCGGCAGAGGUGGAGGCGGGGCCGGGCGCCGCCUGGGAGAACGCGCUGCUCUUCUGGGUCAACAGGAUAAACCAGACCCUACGGGAGAGCACAGAGGAGGAGGAGCAGACGCCCAGAGCCCAAAACUGUACUGAUGUGCAGCCCGCCGCAGACCCGAGCCAGUCCAGCCGCUGGUACUGGAAGCUGGUCCCGAUCCGCUACAGGAAGGACAAAGUGCAGUCCAAGCUGACCCCCACCUUCCCCCUGGUCUCCGGACUCAAGGACCUGUCCAAUGGCUGUGGUGUAGGAGCUGUCCUGCACUUCUACUGCCCCGGCCUGCUGCCUCUGGAGGACGUGUGCCUGAAGGACACCAUGUCAGUGGCGGACAGUGUGUACAACCUGCAGCUUAUCAGAGCCUUCUGUGAGACCCACCUCCACAAGUGCUGCCCCCUACAGGUGGAGGACCUGCUGUACGCACCUCCCCUGCUGCAUGCCAACAUCCUGGUCUUCCUCUCGGAGCUCAUGGACUGCUUUGAGAUCCAGAAGCCGGAGUUUGUGAGACCAGUGCAGCCCGUAGACCUGACAGAUGUUUCUGGAGUCCUGGACUGCACCAGCCCUGUCAGCAGACACAAUAACAGUGGCUCUCCUUCGUAUAUUUUCAAACCACCAUUUGUUCCCAUUCCCCCUGAAGUAUCAGCAGAAAACCAGAGCUGGGCAAAGAAGCAGAUCAGUGGUCCCCUGUCUGCAGUGGCUUUCAGUAUCCCAUUUGGGCUGGACAGUGAUGUAGACAUUGUCAUGGGCAACCCAAUCGACUGUGUGUUUCGCCCCGUCAACAGCGAUGGCCUGGCUCCUGCCGUCCCCGCCAUGACCUCCCCUGUGAGAGCCUACAGCCCCCCUGAGGACCUCAGCCACCUGAUCAGCAGCUCCGCCCCAGCCCCGCACUCCUGGGGACCCUACAUGACACAGCUGGGAGAGCUACCCACCAUCGAGGAGGCCCUGCAGGUCACCCACCCCAGAAAGUCCAGGCCUGAGCCCAGGUUGCGGCCUGAGGGAGCUCCAGCCGGGUUCUACCUGCACUCCCCAGAGAAAGAGGACCUGCCUCUCAGCAGCUCUGUCCCAGCCCGAGGGGGUGGGAGGGACAAGAGGGACAGAGGUCGCUCCUCGGACAUAUCGCGGGACGAUGACUCGGUGCUUAGAGACGGCAGUGUGGACUCUUCAGAGGCUUCCGAUGACACCCCCAGGAACACCCCUGGGAACAUCCGGCCAAACUGGGGUCGUCAGAGCACCCACACCCCCAACGGAAGCCCCCGCAUGACCAGCUUUGCCGAGCGCCGGGAUAGCCGAAGGAGACAUCCUGCUGCACCCGGGGAGGAGGCCAGCUCAGCCCCCACCACACCAGGGAGUCCUGCUGUGGCUGCAGGGCGGCAAGACACUCCCGGGACACCAGGCCCUGAAGCUUUGGCUCUGGGGGCACGUCUGGAGGAGAAGCGCAAGAGCAUCGAGGCACAGAAGAGGCGCAUAGAAGCCAUAUUUGCAAAACACAGACAGAGGCUGGGAAAGACAGCCUUCCUCCAGCUGCAGCGAGAGCAGGGCGAGGGGGGAGGGGACAUAGGUGGGGACGCUACCACUAUUACCACUUCCACCAUGGGGGACACCGAGGACCAGCUUAGCCUGGAUGAGCGCCUCACACAGGUGGAGGAGCAGCUGCAACGGGAGGAAGAAAGAGAACAGAAGGAGAAAGUCAGCGCCACCCCCCCUCGGCUGGAGAAGCAAGUGACCUUCUCUCUGGACAGUAAGGACAAUAAGGACAAUAAGGACAAUAAGGACAGUAAGGAGAAAGAUGGUGGGUCCGGAGGCUCUGGUCCUGGGGUGCAGGAGUACACUGAGGUGGUCCAGAAGCUGAGUGAGGCUCUGGAGUGUCUGCAGAAGGACAUGCAGAAGCUGACACAGCAGCAGCAGCAACUCCUCAGUGGACAGUGGCCCAGGACCACACCCAAAAACUCCUCAAAGAACAAACCCCCUCUCACCGGCUCCAAGACUCCUCCCCGCACCCCAACCAAGACCCCCACCAGGAGUGUGAGUAAGGCCUGGCUCAUCCCCGCAGCCCCCUCUGCAUCCCAUCGUUCUUCAGCUUCUGCUAAAUCACCCUUGUCCUCCUCUUGCCCCGCUCCUCGCACUAGAGCCAUUACAAACCCCCGCAGCCCCAAAACACACUCACGGCCCCACGCACCCCAUCCGCGCCCCUCGGAGCUAAAGUUUCCCCCUCUGACCCGUGUCCUGACCCCCCCACAGAGCGUGGACUCGCUACCCCAUCUGCGCCGCGUGUCUCCCAGCAAAUGCCAAGUCCAGACCUCUUCCUCCUUCCGCAUUGGGGGCCCGCAGACCCCACAGGAGUCCCCUCAGGCAGCUCCCCCACCACAGCCUGAGGACAGCACUUCAGACACAGGGUCCAGCGAGACCCCCACCCAAUUCAGCCUGGAGCUGGACCAGGAGGAGAGGAGCUCCACACAUGACAUUCAGCAGCCUGCAGUACAAAGCAGUCCCUCUGAGUGCUCCCUCCAGAGUGAGACCCUGUCUCUGUCUGCCUUCAGUGUGGGCCCUGAGGGGGGGCAGGUGGACAGGUGCAGCCUGAUGGCCUCUCUGUCUUCUCUGGAGCCGGCAGAGGGAGGCAGUGACGAUCACACAGAUGAGACCCACGAGUUCUCCUCUGACUCCAUGAGCGACCAAACAGAGGGUGCAACCGCAGGAGCCCGAGAGCGAGGGCCCCCACCCAGUGAGUCCAGUGCAGAGGGACUCCCACCCAGUGAAGCCAGUACAGAGGGGCUCACCGAGCACCCCAGCAGUGACACCAGUGGAGAACAGAGUGGAGAGCAGAGUGAAGAGCAGAAUGGCAGUGUCUCAAGAGGAGGCAUAGGCUUCUUCUUCAUGGAGGGCGCUCACAAAGAGGAGGACAUGGCCCAGCGCAGAGCAGCACUGUUGGAGCGACAGCAGAGGAGGAGUGAGGAGAUAAGGAGGAGGAGGCAGUGGCACGAACCCGACCCAGACAACAGACUGGGUGGGCCUGAACAGCGGUCAGCCUCUCCUUCUGGAUCACCUGCUGGUCACACCUCUCCCACCCCUCCAGCCACCCCGGCCCGUCGUGGAGACUUCACUCGGGGGGAGUACACCUGCCGUCAGCAGCUACGCAUCAUGGAUGACCUGGACAAAAUGCUCAAGCAGAAGUCUACCCCGGCCAAGAAGACACGCGCCCGGCCCCGAAGUAUGACUCGAGACGGCACCCAGCUGUCCCUCAGCCCCGCCAAGAGCACCCAAGGCUCUAAAUUGACUAAAGUUUACUCACACUCGUCUCUGAACUUGCCUGCAACUGGUGACACAAAGAACAGCAGCAAUGAACCCAACAAGCCCCACAGCCGUCCCGCCUCACCGUGCAAACAGGACAAGGAGUGUGACCCAGGCUCCAGCGGUCCCUCGUCAGCCCCGGACUAUACAGGCCUGAAGCUGUUCAAAGAGCCUAGCUUAAAGUCGAACAAGUUUAUCAUCCACAACGCCCUGUCCCGCUGCUGCCUGGCUGGGAAGGUGAACGAGACUCAAAAGAAGAAGAUUGUGGAGGAGAUGGAGAAGAGUCCUGCUAACCACUUCCUGAUCCUGUUUCGGGACGCUAGCUGCCAGUUUCGUGGGGUGUACACGCUGAGCCCGGAUGCCCAGGAGCUAGUGCGGCUGACUGGGAUGGGGCCUCGGGCCGUCAGCUGUGCCCAGGUCGAGUCCAUCUACAAGUAUAGCUCUGACCGCAAACAGUUCUGCCCCAUCCCCUCCAAGACCCUGGGCAUGAGCGUGGACGCCUUCACCAUCCCAGGACCACUGUGGCAGGGAGGCGGGGCCGGGGGCGGAGCCAGCAGGAGGGCCAGCGUCACCAAGAAGAGCACCACCUCAGCCAAAUGAACUCUGACCUGUGCGCUGUGCUUCUACAGUUUUGGACUUCCUGUUUG
Periophthalmus magnuspinnatus is the source of this 4520-nucleotide messenger RNA. Its product is annotated as calmodulin-regulated spectrin-associated protein 3-like. NCBI's taxonomy places the organism in Eukaryota, Metazoa, Chordata, Actinopteri, Gobiiformes, Gobiidae. The coding region runs from base 88 to 4473 and encodes 1461 amino acids. The record is from RefSeq and is a predicted model, not a curated record. Gene Ontology annotation, molecular function: spectrin binding; microtubule minus-end binding; calmodulin binding. Gene Ontology annotation, cellular component: microtubule minus-end. Gene Ontology annotation, biological process: negative regulation of microtubule depolymerization; neuron projection development; cytoplasmic microtubule organization. The transcript has 18 exons.